CGAGCUCGGGUCUCGCCGCCGGUCUCGCCCGCGUGUGUCCCGGGCUCCGGUCCUGAAGUGGGCUCGCGUCCUGCCUUCCUGGCCCCGGGCCUCCGCGACUGUCGCCACGGUGGCGGCCACUACAUCUCGUCCCACGUCGGCGGCGCUCGGCGCCGUCGUUCCUGCGAACCCCGAGCCCAUGACAGGCCAGGGCCAGUCGGCGGCCGCCGGGUCCGCGGCGUGGAGCACGGUGUUCCGCCACGUCCGGUACGAGAACCUGGUGGCUGGCGUGAGCGGCGGGGUCUUGUCCAACCUGGCGCUGCACCCGCUGGACCUGGUGAAGAUCCGCUUCGCUGUGAGCGACGGCCUGGAAGUCAGACCAAAAUAUAAAGGGAUUUUUCAUUGCUUGACUACCAUUUGGAAAGCAGAAGGACUGCGCGGACUUUACCAAGGAGCCACCCCCAAUGUGUGGGGUGCAGGUCUAUCCUGGGGACUCUACUUCUUCUUUUACAAUGCCAUCAAAUCAUAUAAGACGGAGGGAAGAGCUGAACAGCUGACACCAGUAGAAUACCUCAUCUCUGCUGCUGAAGCUGGAGCCAUGACUCUCUGCAUCACAAACCCAUUAUGGGUGACGAAAACUCGCCUCAUGUUACAGUACGGUGGUGUUGUUAACCCCUCACAGAGACAGUAUACAGGGAUGUUUGAUGCACUCGUGAAAAUAUAUAAAUAUGAAGGUGUGCGUGGAUUGUACAAGGGAUUUGUCCCCGGGCUGUUUGGAACAUCUCACGGCGCCCUUCAGUUUAUGGCCUAUGAGUGGCUGAAGUUGAAGCACAACAAACACACCAACAGACUGCCCGAAGCCCAGCUGAGCACAGCAGAAUAUAUCUCCAUUGCUGCACUGUCCAAAAUCUUUGCUGUAGCAGCAACGUACCCAUAUCAAGUUGUGCGGGCCCGUCUCCAGGACCAGCAUGUGUCCUACGGUGGUGUGAUGGAUGUGAUCAUAAAGACGUGGAGGAAAGAAGGCAUCAGAGGAUUUUACAAAGGCAUUGCCCCCAAUUUGAUUCGAGUGACUCCAGCCUGCUGUAUCACCUUUGUGGUUUAUGAAAAUGUCUCACACCUUUUGUGUGAUCUUAGAGAAAAGAAAGUAAGCUAAAAGAAGAUCCAGUAAACCUGCUUGAGGCUGCAGCAAACACAAACCUCAGAGUAUCGCAGCAGCUCAGCUCAUACUCAGCAUCUGUCUGUACGGGAAGUCAGAGGCCUGAAAAUCUCCAUGUUUUCUGCUCUGUGCUCCUCCCAAUGUGGGAGCUUGGCUGCCUCUGCCCACAGUGGCCGCCUUGAGCCUGUGAGAAUGCGCCAGACCCUCCCUUUCCUUGUUCGCGUGCAAGCUGUUCCGCGACUUUUGUAAAUAAUUGGAUGAAUGUUGAUGUUUCUGAACUCUCGCCUGGAUUGGCUUUAAAACUGACCCAUGUGCAAUAGCAAGGAGCUGGCCUCUUACGAGACUGUAUUUCAAGGGACUUACCCAAACCCAGCCCAUUUUGAAUGGAGGUGUUUUGUUCUGAGAAGUAUCUCGCACCUUUUGCUGCCCCAUUGUUAAUUAUUUAUAAUGUGAUUCUGGAUCCCAGCCUUGGUUUUUGUCCAUAAACAAUAUGUGGUCAGAGUGUAAAGAGUCUGGACUCGGAUCCGGUGAAACCUCUGUGUAGCGUGUGUGGUCACAAACCACUCAUCAGAAAUGCUGGGUCAUCUCAGAGGGGCGGUUGCUGUGAGUUUGUGGGAACUGAGUAGAUGCAAGCAUUCCUUUUGUCCUCAGCUUUUAGACUUAGGGAUCCAUAUCCCAAAUAAAUGAUCUCUCUACAUUGGUUGCUCAGAUUCAGAUUGAAGUACAAAUUACGUUCAUGGCCAUUAUUGAUUUGAUUUCUGUGUCGUCAUAGAUCUCCAGGUGUAAAGGCCUACCCCAAGAGGAUGCUGAAAUAAUACUAAUUUUUCUCAUAAACAACUGUCAGUGUAUUAACAUCUAUUUUCUUGGUAAAUAAAACAUUAUGAUCAAAGCUAUAUUUAAAGGAUUCUUUAAAAAUAAGCCUAUUUUUGUAUUUGGAAAUGGCAUUGUUUUUAAAAUAAAAAUGAAAAGAUAAUUUAUAUUUACAAAUAA
This is a messenger RNA of Alexandromys fortis (reed vole), 2125 nucleotides long. It is a transcript of the gene Slc25a32, whose product is annotated as solute carrier family 25 member 32. Lineage: Eukaryota; Metazoa; Chordata; Mammalia; Rodentia; Cricetidae. The record is from RefSeq and is a predicted model, not a curated record. The transcript has 7 exons. Gene Ontology annotation, cellular component: mitochondrion. Gene Ontology annotation, molecular function: FAD transmembrane transporter activity; folic acid transmembrane transporter activity. Gene Ontology annotation, biological process: folate import into mitochondrion; nucleotide transport. Bases 179 to 1132 code for a protein of 317 amino acids.